Molecule: messenger RNA, 1521 nt
Organism: Stylonychia lemnae
Lineage: Eukaryota; Ciliophora; Spirotrichea; Sporadotrichida; Oxytrichidae
Source: the annotation of a GenBank genome assembly
AUGGGUGGAUCUAACUCUAAGAAAGAAUUUACGAAGGGACAAAUUCUGAUCAAACUUGAUUCAAACCACGUCAUCACUGGACAACCAAUUACAGGCCAAAUUACUUACCGUUUAGACGAGGAAUACCCAACAGAUAGUCUAACUCUAGAAUUAAUAGGCAAGGAAAAGUUUGUAUCCAAUACUUCAAUAAAAGCAAAUGAGCCGGGUACUUAGAACAUGGUGACCACAAAGUCAACUAAGAAAAUUCUAGUUCAACAAACAAAGCUCAUCUAGAAAUUUGAUGACAAGCUAAAGGCUAAGGGAACCAAAACUUUCAACUUCUCAUUUUAGUUUUCCCCUGAUCUACCUUCCAGUAUUUAUUUUGUGGGAGAUAAAAAUUUGAAGAUGUAUGUCCAGUAUAAGUUGUUUGCUAGAAUGGAAGAUGCAUCCGGCUAAAAGCAAAAGUAUAAUCCACUGAUUUGCAAAAGACUUGUUAUUAUUUCCUAAUAACCUGAAGAAGUUAAGUUUGACUAAUCUCAUAUGAGUCAGUACCAAUUAAAGCAUCUAUUCCUCAUCAAUGCUGGAGUUUCAAAGGCUUUAGCUUAUGUUGAAAAAGAUGCAUUUACUCCUAAAGACACAAUAAAAUUGAGACUUGAGCUAGACAACUCACAAUGUGAUUAGGAACUUAGAAAAGCUAAAGUCAGAUUUUAUAGAGAGAUUACUGCAUCAACAAGAACAAGUACUCCAUUCCUGGUCAAGGAUGUAAUUCUUAAAAGAAGAGUAAUUGGAGUGCCUCCUAAAACAUCUUAACCUAGGGAUAUAGAUUUACCUCUGGCUUAGAUAAAUUACAACUCUGAUAAAUACUUUAAACAAGCUGUUGAAAAGAAAAAGUUUUUAUAUGGCCAGUACGGUGAGUGGAUCUAUCAGCUCUAGCCCUCUGUUAAAACUUUGUAAUUCGAGUGCAAAUAUUACAUAGAGGUUUCGUUCAAGCAUAAUGGACUUAACUUUGGAAAGUCAAUACCUCCUAUUAAGAUUCCCAUACAAAUAUUUAAUUCAAAUAAUGUAGUAGGUGUCUUUAAUAACAAUAAUAACAUUCAAAGAUUUGACAGUGUUAGAAAUAUUCAAGGUAAUUUUAAUCAUCAAGCAUCAAUGACUCUACCAAGAUAAUAAUCAUUUGGGCAAGAUAACUAAUAUAUUGGCUAAAAUAACAUUGCAAUGGUGCAGUAAUAGCAGUAGCUUUUCAACUAAAUACAGUAAUAGAAUUAAAUGAGAUUUUCUUAAAGCAUGCAUGCUGGAGGCUUUAAUGCUAAUGGCUUUGGAGAUAAUAGUAAUGCUUUUGGACAGAUUAACAAUCAAAAUAAUGGCUUUGGGUAAAAUCAGCUAAUUUAAGGACAAGUCGUUGUUUUACCACCUGAUGAAAGUUAGAAUAAUUAGAUGGCUUAUGGCCACCCAGUAUUUUUAGAAAAUGAACAUAACUAAUAUGCAAAUCCAUAAGAUGAAUAGAUUCCAACUUCUUUCAAGCAACCAAAGCAAUCCAAAUGA